This is a messenger RNA of Xiphophorus couchianus (Monterrey platyfish), 1774 nucleotides long. It is a transcript of the gene bsnd, whose product is annotated as barttin CLCNK type accessory subunit beta. NCBI's taxonomy places the organism in Eukaryota, Metazoa, Chordata, Actinopteri, Cyprinodontiformes, Poeciliidae. Bases 1222 to 1560 code for a protein of 112 amino acids. Gene Ontology annotation, cellular component: basolateral plasma membrane. The transcript has 3 exons. The record is from RefSeq and is a predicted model, not a curated record. Gene Ontology annotation, biological process: chloride transport. Gene Ontology annotation, molecular function: chloride channel regulator activity.
UACUAAUGUUUUAGCUCAGGAAGAGUUCAGAAAUCAAUAUUUGGUGGAGUAACCAGGAGGUUUUCAAUGGGGUUCAAUGAAGUGGACUCUUCAAUUUUUUCCCAGAGCUGUUUAUCUGCGUGUGUGCCUAUUUUUAAUUUUUUAAAUGUAAACCUGCCAUGCGUACAAAUAGCCAGAAAAUAUAUAAACAUAUAUUUUAAAUUUUAUAAAUCUUAUUUAUUGUUUUUUACAUUUAUUUCUUGCUUGGAGAAGAUAACCCUGUAUGUCUUUCUGUGACCGGAACAUGACUCCAACACUUUCCAAGAAGCGGGCCACAGUCCCCUGUUAACCGCCAUUCCCCCCUCUGGGGGCGCCACUGUUAACCUCAUGCUAGUCAUCAUGUGGUUCAUCAUUCUUAGGAGAUUACUGACUGAAUGAAAUGGAGAGAUGGCAAAGUGUUUUCAGUGGCCCGGGACACUAAACGUCUGCCAGUCUGGAUGCCAGUAGAGCAGAUGUGCAAAAAUUAGACACACGACACACUAAAGGGAAUCUAAACAUGAGCUAAACGCCGACUGGUUGUAAUAAAACACCAAAUGCUAAUAAUGUCACUAUGUCUUGCUAGUACAUUCCAUCUUGUUGGAUCCCAAGUCAGCAGAUUGAUGCUGGCCUCUUCUAGACACCAAACUGGGGAAUCCUCCUAACCUGUUGGAAUUCAUGUGACUCCUGCACUGGAAAGCAAUGACAGCAGAAUGCUAACAGCGCAUUGUUGCCGAUUGCUCACAGUUUGCAGGCAGCCUGUUGUUCGUUUUGUUGUCACAUCACCAUAAACUAGAGCUAAGAAACGGCUGAGCGGCUUUCUAAGGCUGGUGUCGACUGCUAUAAAGCCGUUUAUUCAGAGGAAGGGAAUCCCUGAAGAGGAGGAAACAGGAGGAUGGCUGUAAACCAAACAAACACCGACAGCCGACUGAGCAGUGCCCCCACAAGCUGAGAUUUUAUUUAGUACAGCAGCCUGAAGCAAGGUGACCUUUCAGGUACAGACGCACACCUGCAAUUUUAUACCUGACCUGAGCAGCGUGUCUGCAGGCUGUAAUAAGCAGCGGAGUGGAACCACCACUGCAGUUUCUCCACCUUCACCUUCAAGCUCUGUCACACAAAGAGCCCACUAAAUCUUUCUUACCCUCCCACCCCUCGUCAUGCUUCAAGUCAGCGCAGGCUUGAGGGCUGCAGCAGAGGUUCACAGCGAUGGCGGAGGGGAAGCCGUAUCGGUACGGACUCAUAGUGGCCGGCCUCUCUGUGGUUGCCGUGGGCCUGUUCCUCAUGAUGCAGGAGCGCCCGCACGUCUACGUGACGAUGUGUAUCGUCGGGGUCACCAUGGUCUGUGCUGGGACAGUGUGGAGCCUCUGCCAGUGCUAUCCCAAGAUCGUCGUGACGCCCGUGAUUCAGAAGGAGAGCCUGGAGGAUCUGAUGGGCUCUGCCAGAGAUGAGAGGGACGCUGCGUGUCGGCCGGGUUCCUGCGGCCAAAGGUCGGACGGUGUGCAGAUGAAUGAGAGCCGCAGCUGCCCCACGCUGCAUCUGGUCUGAAGGAGAGCGAACCGAGCAAACUUCACUGGGUCAAAAGCAAAAGCAACUCAGGACUGAAGCCGAGUGACAGAACCAGCAACGCAAAUGUGUAAUAUAUCUAAUUAGAACAAGUCUUGUGCUGCUAUUGAAAGGAAAUUAUCCUACGUGGGUCGGUUCUGUUGUCAUGGGAAAUGAUUUAACGAACGUGUUUUUACACGGUAGCCCCAGCAGAUGG